UUUCGAGGUUAAAUCGUUUAUAUAUUUUAACAAAAUAUUGUUUUCGUAUGUUUAUAAUUAUUUUAAUAUAGUUAUCUACAUUUUGAAAUACACAAUGAUAAAAUAAUACUGUCAACUGACAAAAAAGUAAACUGUUCAAAGAUAUAUGCCUAACUAUAUAAAUCUAUGAUUAUUUGACAAGUACCACUUGAUGAAAAUUGUAAUACUUUGAUCCUUAAAUAGUGAAAAUAUACAUAUUGCACACACUAUAUAUAUUUAAAAAAAUGUAUUUUAGGAAUCAAUCAAUCAAAUUGUUUCUUAUAGAAAGUUUGGUGCUGUUUGUUGUUAUAUUGAUACUUUCAUAUCGUUACUUUACUUUAGUAGAUGUUUUCAGUGAUCCUAUGACUCCAUUGCCACUGUCUUCUAUACCAAUGGGUCAAUAUGAUAAUGCAGCAGUCGUUUCUAACGGUGAACCAUGUGCAAAAAUUGGAACUGACAUUCUGAAGAACGGUGGAAAUUCAGUUGACGCAGCAAUAGGUACAUUGUUGUGUGAUAGUGUUGUAUGUCCGGAUUUAACGGGUAUCGGUGGAGGUUUCCUAAUGACCAUAUACAAUAGAACUACAAAUACAUCGAUAUUUAUAAAUGCUCGAGAAACGGCUCCAGGUGCCGCCAAUUACACUAUGUAUGACAGCGAUCCAACGAAAUCAUUAACCGGAGCACUGGCGAUCGCGGUCCCUGGUAUGAUCAGAGGUGUUUGGGCAUCAUACAAUUUGUAUGGAGGAGGAGUUUCUUGGGCUUCUCUGAUCAAACCAACAAUACAGCUAUGUGAAGAAGGAAUCGUUGUGAGUAAACGUUUAGGAGCCAAUAUUAACGCAGCGAGAGAUCUUAUUUUAAAGACAGGAUUGAAGAAAUAUUUUGUGAACAACCGCACGGGAGAUUUAAUGCAACCAGGUGAUAUUUACACAUUGUCAAAACUGGGCCAAACUCUACGAGUUAUAGCAAACGAAGGUGCAAAUUCUUUGUACGACGGAUCACUAACACCGGAAUUGAUCUAUGAUAUACAAAGUGCAGGGGGAAUCAUAACGAAAGAAGACUUCAGUAAUUACACCGUUCUUGUAGAAGAAAGUUUUGAAAUAAAUCUCAAAAGCGGUUACAAAAUCUAUUCAGGCUUACCAGUUGGCUCUGGUAUCAUAUUAGCUUAUAUUCUUCGAACAUUAGACGGACUAUUACCCACACCUAAUGUCGAAUUGGACGCUGUACGUUUGGUAGAAGCUUUCAAAUUUGCAUAUGGUGAAAGAUCACAUUUGGGUGACCAUAUAUUUGUAGACACGUCUGAAAUUUUAAAAAAAGUCACGUCGGAUAUGUACAUGAGUAGUGUACAAAACAACAUGUCUGAUCAACACACAUCGACAGAUCCUAAAUUCUACGGAGCCGAAUUCAGUUGGUCCGAAGACCACGGAACAGAAAAUAUAGCUGUUUUGGAUUCAUUUGGAAAUGCAGUUGCGGUCACGAGUACUAUAAACACGCCAUUUGGGAGCGGUUUCGUAUCAGAAAGUACGGGAAUUAUUUUCAAUAAUCAAAUGAACGAUUUUUCCACUCCAGGCUUUUCUAAUUUUUACGGAUAUCCAUCGUCGCUGUCCAACCUCAUACAACCUCAUAAACGACCGAUGUCCUCCAUGUGUCCUACGAUAAUAACCGAUUUCAAAGGGGACGUCGUUUUGGUUAUAGGAGGCGCCGGAGGACCAAAAAUCCCACUUGCUACCGCAUACGUAUCUGCACUCGUUUUAUGGUAUAAUAAAACACUGAAAGAAGCGAUUGAAGAACCAAGAUUAUACCAUCAGUUAAUCCCUAUGCGGGUCGAUUACGAAUACGGAGUGCUUAAGCCUGUUGUUGAAAAACUUAAACAUGUCGGCCACAAAAUGAAAAGAAUAAUGAUUAAAGAUAAAUCGGCUGUAACUGGAAUUUUUAAGACGCCCAAAGGAAUAACGGCGAUGUCUGAUUUCAGACAAAUUGGGAACGUAUCUGGAUAUUGACUUUAUAGAUUUAAUUAUAGCUAAUUUCUUGUGUAUAUAUUAUA
Rhopalosiphum maidis (corn leaf aphid) is the source of this 2056-nucleotide messenger RNA. Its product is annotated as glutathione hydrolase 1 proenzyme-like. Gene Ontology annotation, molecular function: glutathione gamma-glutamate hydrolase. Bases 264 to 2012 code for a protein of 582 amino acids. The transcript is spliced from 11 exons. Lineage: Eukaryota; Metazoa; Arthropoda; Insecta; Hemiptera; Aphididae. Gene Ontology annotation, cellular component: plasma membrane. Gene Ontology annotation, biological process: glutathione catabolic process. The record is from RefSeq and is a predicted model, not a curated record.